Messenger RNA from Sinocyclocheilus anshuiensis, 594 nucleotides. It is a transcript of the gene tmem220, whose product is annotated as transmembrane protein 220. NCBI's taxonomy places the organism in Eukaryota, Metazoa, Chordata, Actinopteri, Cypriniformes, Cyprinidae. The record is from RefSeq and is a predicted model, not a curated record. Bases 26 to 322 code for a protein of 98 amino acids. The transcript is spliced from 3 exons.
UCCAGAGUCACUAUUAUGGAGGAGAAUGGCUGAUAUGCAUGUGCUUGUAGCCUCUUCGUUUGGAGUCAUUCUGGGCUGGAAACUUUAUAAAGAGGGAAUUACAGACAUUUUCCAGCAAGAGGAAGGAAGAGAAUGUUCUGGACUCCUGCUGACGGUUUUCUGGCUGCUGUUGUGUCGACAUUCAGGAAGGAGUUCUGUGGGCUCUGUGAGGAUCUGCACUGCUGUGGGAAUCACUGUGUUUCCCUUCAUCACGUGGAUCUAUUACUACAUGAACACAGAGCUGAGGAAACACUGGCCUGAACACUGUACAACUGCUCUCUGAUCAGCCAAAACACUCAAGAAACCACAUCUGAACUCUGGAUCGGCAGAACAUACAGAUGAACUAAACUUUACUGAAAUGGACUGAUAAUAUGAUCUUGAAUAAAUAUUUAAUAAUUCAAACAUUGUAGAAAUACAAACUCUCCGAACACCAGUGCUGCAAACAUGAUAAUGUUAUCUGUUCCCUCAAUAGCCUGAAUAAAAUGAAUGUAAAUAAGAGUAUGUGUGUCAUAAUGCUUUUAAUGUAGAUAAUGUUAUAAUGAAGGAUCUGAUCUG